Erpetoichthys calabaricus (reedfish) is the source of this 2937-nucleotide messenger RNA. Its product is annotated as gastrula zinc finger protein XlCGF57.1-like. The coding region runs from base 323 to 2206 and encodes 627 amino acids. The transcript has 3 exons. Gene Ontology annotation, molecular function: RNA polymerase II cis-regulatory region sequence-specific DNA binding; DNA-binding transcription factor activity. The record is from RefSeq and is a predicted model, not a curated record. Gene Ontology annotation, biological process: regulation of transcription by RNA polymerase II. NCBI's taxonomy places the organism in Eukaryota, Metazoa, Chordata, Cladistia, Polypteriformes, Polypteridae.
CAACUGUUGUGUCUAGCUUUCCAGAAGUUACGUCAACUGGCUGUAGCGCUCACAGUUCGACACGGAGGGCACAUGGGUAUCUAGGAGAUCACUUGACACUUAGAUGCAAGUUAAAGGCUGCUGUGACAUACAAAAGGAAAGGAGUGCUGUGUAUGUAACAAGUGAGAAAGAAGGGCAGCGCUGUGCAGCGACAAAAGGGUGGCCCGUGGGACGGAGGAGCGGACAUCCCAGGCCGAAAGGAGAGCAGCGCGGUGAGGGAGGAGCCGUCUGACGGAUACAGAAAACCAGAAGAGAAAUUGAGCUGCUUUCCACAGUGACAUCAAUGGCACCACCUUUACCGAAGUGGAAACGUGAAGAGGAAUUCUUCAAACAGAAGGACAGGCAAAUGGAAGAAGAGGAAAAUUUACUCAAUAUUGUAGUUGUCGAUGACUUGGAACAAAGACCUUUCAAAAUCAAGGAAGAAGAAGACGAGGAGGAGUUUGAGCAGGAGUCUUUCUAUGUAAAACAAGAGAGCGGUGAAUGGGGCACUACUGAUAAUGACACCGAUGACGAGCACGAAAUAGUUUGUUUUAAAGUUGGAAUUUCUGAACAUCUCCCUGCCAGCUUUAAAACUCAAAAUGAUGAUGUUUCAGAUAGUUCCAAGGAAGAUACAUCAUCAGAAAUUACCGACUUUGAACUUGUGCAGAUCGGGGAGUGCUCUCCUCAGCCAAAUUUUGUUCACGUGAAACCUGAAAACAUGGAGUCUGAUGAUGAAGAAAAGGAAGAAGAACAGCCAUCGGCCUCAAAAUAUAUGCAAGAAGACAGCAGUCGUUCCCCGUCAUCAUUCUCUCUGGAUGCUGAAGCUCCUGAAACAAUGAGAAAAUCAAGGUUUUUAUCAAAACGUAAGAAUUUGCAGCACAGCAAAAGGUUCUCAGAUACAGAAGUCCCUCAGGAUUACACAAACACUCGCACAAAAUUCCAAGACAGAAAUAGUUUUAAGAGACGCAUGAUAAUUCCUAGUGGACAGAAGCCAUAUUCUUGUUCCGAGUGUGGGAAGCAAUUCACACAGUUCUGUCACCUUCAGAUACACACAAGAAUUCAUACAGGAGAGAAACCACAUUGUUGUUCUGUAUGUGGCAAAGAAUUUGCACAGCUCUGCCAUCUUCAAACACACAUGCGAAUUCACACAGGAGAGAGGCCAUAUAGUUGCUCUGAGUGUGACAAACGAUUCUCCUAUGUAAGCAGCCUUCAGACACACAUGAAAAGUCAUACUGGAGAAAAGCCACAUUUCUGUUCCGAGUGUGGCAAGCAAUUCUCUCAGAUUAGUCACCUGAAAACGCACAUCAGAAUUCACACCAGGGAGAAGCCUCAUUGGUGUUCUGAAUGUGGUAAGCAUUUCUCUCAAAUCAGCCAUCUUCAGAAGCACCUUCUAAUUCACACUGGAGAGAAGGCACAUUGUUGUUCCGAGUGUGGUAAGCAAUUCUCCCACAUAAGCAACUUACAGACACAUAUGAGAAUUCACACAGGAGAGAAGCCGUAUUCCUGUUCAGACUGCGGAAAGCAAUUCUCACACAUCAAUAGCCUCAAGUCGCAUAUACGAGUUCACACAGGAGAGAAGCCAUACUGCUGCACUGAAUGUGACAAGCGAUUCUCACAGUUAGGCCAUCUUCAGAAACAUCGAAGUACUCACACGAGAGCUGACAAUGAAGACAAACCACAUUGCUGUUCAGAAUGUGGAAAGUGUUUCUCAAACAUUAGCAAUCUUCAGAGACACAGUACAAUUCACACCGGGGCAAAGCCCCAUUGUUGUUCUGAAUGUGGCAAAAGUUUCUCCAAUGUAAGCAACCUGCAGAGGCACAUGAGAAUACACACAGGAGAGAAGCCACAUGGCUGUUCAGAAUGUGGGAAGCAAUUCUCCUAUAAGUCAAGCCUCCAGGAACACGUGCGAAUUCACACGGGCGAAAAGCCGCAUUGCUGUCCCGAAUGUGAUAAACGGUUCUCAUACAAAAAGAGCCUUCAGAGACACAUACGAUUUCACACUGGAGAGAAACCAUAUAGCUGUUUUGUGUGUGAGAAAAAGUUCUUGUACAGAAGCAGCCUUCAAAAGCACUUAGACUCUCAUGCAAGAGAAAAAUCGCUUUGCUACUCUGAGUGUGAUAGCACCCCUCAGACACACUCCAGUAUUCACACCGAGGAGAGUGAGCAGUUCAUUAAUGACAGUCCGUAAUAAUCUUAAUUAUCAAUUUCAUUAUUAUUUGUUAAUUUUGGACAAGCGUAAUUAUUAUUGAAACAGGAAUGCAGUGAUCCUUAUGUAGAUGAUGAAAUGCCACAUAGCAUUUAAUGAGCUUUUUGUUGGCACAUGAAAUAUUUUAACUGUCUUAUGCAUUGGUCAGAUUCCUGCCAGCUGUCAUGAAAAAGUUGGUGUGUUUCAGUCUCUGUUGUAAGGACCUGAAUGAUACUUUUGAUAAUGAUGAAGAAUUGGAAAGACAAUCCAUCUACUGUACUUACUCCUUUUCCUUAUCCCUAAACUGAAGAAUUCUUAAUGGGACUGCAUUGUGAUCUCUUCAGCUGCUAAUUGAGAAGUGAACCCACUGAAGAAAGGGUGCUGUCUGAACUGACAACCCGGAGGAGCUGGUGCUUGUUUUUAACCAGAUGUCACAACUGAGGAGGGCUACCCCCUUUAUUACCGUCCUCUAUCAUGUUAUGUGUUUUGCUUGCGUCUACUUGAAUCUCAAGGUAAAUAAUUCAAGUGAGACACAAUGUUUUGGAAGAAGGCAAAUAUAGAAAAGCAAGGCUAGGACCACAGCUCACUUCAGUGUAAAUGAGUCCUUUAUUUCAGUGUGUUUAUGUAUUAUAGGAAAGUAUUCAUUUUUCUGAUUAGUAAUCAAUAAAAUCAACAUUCAGUCAUAAGACAUCAGUUCUUUUAUUUUUUUUGGGCAAGUUUAUGUUAAAAUAAAA